CAGCCCAACUCAGUCAUGAGAUGGGCUGGCCGCCAUUGUAAUCGCCGAGGCUGAUACAAGUAUCGAACCUGACAGUGUACGAGCGCGCUUCGGUGAAUAUCGGCGCCCAUCCUCGCCGAUCGUUGGCGGCUGCGACUGCACCUGGCGCCGCCUAUCCUCCCGCGAUGCGUCUCUACGCUGCGAUUAUCUGGUUUUACGCCAGUUUGGUGACUCUGGCGGGUUGCCAAACCUUCCCGCCGGAAACUGUCCGGGCAAACCCAUACUUUCCUGUCAGCGCUGCCAAGGCGAAUGCCCCUGUUUACAAUAUCGCGCUUUUGACCUCCUACAACACAACGACGCAGCUCUAUGGGAUGAAUCCCGUCUGGAUCGUGCGUCAGAUCCAGGUUUUCCAGAUGGCCUUGGAUUACUACAACUCCAUCGACACCGUGAUUCCUGGCCUGCGCCUCAACUUUUCAUGCCACUACACCAACUACCUGAUUCCUGUUAGAUCGAUCAACAAUGUCAUCCAAGCGCUGCAGAGCUUUCCCGUAAACGCCUUUGUCAGUGGCGGGUUUUCCGUCGAGUACCCGGGCAUGGUUUCCAAUGCACUCGGCUAUCCGUUCCUUGCAUCGACAGGAUCUCUUGCCCUAGCACCUGGCAAUCCAGAGUGGGCAAUGUUUCCUCAAACCAUCAGCUUUGGCACCGUGCUCAGUUAUGUUGCCACAGGGAUUGCCGACUGGGUCUACAGCAUGGGCUGGAGAAAUGUUAUCGUCUUGACAACGCCGUCGCUGGUUUCGUCCUACGGGCCACAGCUGGCUUCGGGAUUUAUACAGCGAGCAGAAUCCCUUGGCAUAAAUAUUCGUCUCAUACAGCAAUUCGUAGCCACGCCGAGCAGCUUGCAGGCUGCGUGCGAAGCCAUGGUGGCCUCGCAGACCCGUAUCUUUGUGCUGUUUGGUCAGCUCCAGUUCUUGGCACCGUUGUUUAUAGAGGCACGAAACUACAAUUUGACAACCCCGGACUAUCUCUGGUGGUGCUCCGAUGGAUCCUAUACACUGACGGAGCUUCAAACAAAUCUCAACAUUGUGCUCCCAGCCAAUACAACGUUUCCUCCAGUAUUCUCGCUAAUUGGACCACAAAUUUCCACGCAGUCCACUGACUACCAACUGCUCAACUCUUUGUACAACACGAGCUUUGGCGUUUCUCUGAACACCGAUAUUACGUUUGCUCCUCAGAAGUAUUACGUCACGGCAUCGUGGGAGAGCAUCACGACGCUCGUGUAUGCGAUCCAAAAGCUGCUCAAUACCAACCCUCAAGUACGACUCAGCGACCUGGUAUCCAACCAAGUGAACAAACUGCUCACGCCUUCAGUUUUUUCAACUAACUACGCCGGAGCUUUGGGGCCGCUCAUGUUCGACCGAUAUGGUCAGAAGUUGACCAGUAUUAUCGACAUUGCCUAUAAUGCUAAUCCUGGCGCCAUUGAGAACUUCAACAAAUACGACUUUAUCGAGUUCGUCAGCAGUGGAAACUCAUCCGCCCCCAUGCUCAUCACGGAGAUUGGCAUCAACCCGUUCUUCAACGGAUCAUCUUCCCUGGCGAUCCCGCUGGACUUUCCGCCAAGUUUGGACCAGGGAUUGAGUCAAUCGACAAGCCAUGCCGUGAGAGGCUUUGUCAUAUUUAUUAUGGCAACCCUGGCUGCAUCGAUUGUGUUUCUCCUUCGCAUGAGAACCAACUCAGUGGCUGUAUUUGGAAACGUGUGGUUCUAUGUCUCUGUGAUUGUCGGAGCGCUCUUGAUCCACGGAUCAGCAGUCGCUUUCCUCAGCACCCCCUUGACCGCCCAAAGCUGCAACGCGAUCCCGUUUGUGCAGUCGGUUGGAUCAGGCAUCAUGAUCAGCGCCUUCUUGUCCAAGGCACAUCAUUUCUGGGCGCAUGCCGGCUCCAAUAUCAGCGUGUUCACACCCGUCAAGACGGCAUCGUUGCUUUCGUUCCAAGGAGUCAUCUUCGUGGUCAACUUGAUUCUCUCCUUGGUGCUGGUUUGCCAAUAUCCACUUCAGCCGACUCGAAUCGACACCGACCAAUUUGACCACUAUAUCACGUGCCAGUCCUCGAACCCCAACAACAUCCAAGUUGGAAUGAUCAUAUUCAAUGGCGCCCUCAUAUUGCUUACGACCUACGCCCUCUUCCAGCAAGCCAGCAACGCCAAAGUUCCGUUUAGCGAAAACCGAGUCCUGCUCUUUGGAAUGGGAAACGCUCUCUUCUUAGGGACGGCGUUCUUCACCAUAUCGUCGCUCAUGAUGUUGGCAUAUGGGGAGCGUCUUUCAUUGUAUAUUGCCGGGCUCGUCUUCGUCCCAUCGAUCAUGUUCGUGUGCGCUGUCAUGCCGAUGAUGCUCGCCGUGACUGGAGUCGCCUUCAAGGAUACUUCCACUCGCAUCCAAUAUUACUCAACCACACUGUCUGGGUCAGGUCAAAAGCCCAGCAAGAAAGAUGCCGCCGUUGGUAUAGGAUCCCGCUCAAUCGUAUCAGCCAGCAAAGUGGAGUCAGCUCGAGGCGUGAUCACUCGCGACAAAAUGACAAGAAUUAGAUGCCGCAAGGUCUAUCGGUACAACUGGCAGCAAAAGAAGAGACACCUCAAAGAAUUCGACGACUGUACCAUCAUGCUGCUGUGGUUUGAUCCCAAUAGCUUUGUUAUAAUCCCAAAGGUAAAGCCCCCGCUCCCAGUAUUACUGCUCAGCUUUCUUCAUGGAUUGUAUGCAUGGUGAGGAUGAUUUCGACAGCCACCAACUCAUACAUGCUCAUUUCAAAU
Molecule: messenger RNA, 2779 nt
Organism: Polychytrium aggregatum
Lineage: Eukaryota; Fungi; Chytridiomycota; Chytridiomycetes; Polychytriales
Product: periplasmic binding protein-like I
Exons: 29
Coding region: 165-2735 (856 amino acids)
Biological process (GO): G protein-coupled receptor signaling pathway
Cellular component (GO): membrane
Molecular function (GO): adenylate cyclase inhibiting G protein-coupled glutamate receptor activity
Source: RefSeq, a predicted model, not a curated record